UUUUUUAUGUUCCUCUGUUUUGUUUCGAUUGCAUCUGCAAUCGAUCUCGCAUCUUGUGCUUUGUCCCCUGUGAGCUUUAAAGAAGAACCAGAGUGUUGAAAACAAAAACCGUGGAUUUCCUGCCAUCGGAGUCGGAGGAAAUGAUCCCAGAAGCCUGCUUUUGUUAUUGUUGUUGUUUUUUUCCUACAAUAUCCAGUGGAUGAGAAUUCCCUCCUUGCUAAUUGACCGCCUGUGUCUACAGACAUGUACUUCCCUUGAAAAUCAAAUCGAUCCUGAAACUGAGGAGAGAAAGCAGAAGAAGAGCCAAUAUCCGAGGAGGACUGUAUAUCACAAGCAAGCAAUCAAGUUUUCCCUUGAGAGAAAUCCGAUCAUAAGCUAAAUCACCAUGGCUACCGAAGAUGAUAACUUCGAUAUUGACAUCUAUGGAGAUGGCGGUGGCUACAAUGCCAAUGAGCAGGGGCCCGAGGAUGAGAUGAAACAUGAUGAUACAGAACUUAUCCUAGAUGCGCCGGAACCCACACAACAACAGAAUGGGAACCCCAACCACCAAGGCGACGGCUCCUCCGACGGCACCGUCAAGCCCGACAGUGAAGGCGGCGCUCCCCAUAGUGACCCUGUAACCCAGGCGGGCUCCGCCAACCCUCAAUCCGCGGCCAAGGAGACUCCUACCCCCCAGCAGGGAACCAAGCGCAAGGAGCACGAUGAUCGCCCGACAGACCCUGAUGCUACCCCUGCUCUGCUCAUAUCGGACUUGUAUUGGUGGACCACGGACGACGACAUCCGCGGCUGGGUGUGCCAGGCCGGCUGCGAGGAUGAACUGAAGGACGUAACGUUCAGCGAACACAAAGUGAACGGUAAAAGCAAAGGACAAGCGUUCCUCGAAUUCACCACUCUCCAAGCAGCCACCGCAACGAAACACAAGAUCGAGUCAUUCAGCGCCGGCGGACAAACGCGCAAACACAUGGUCACCUACACCAGCCCGCAACCGAACCCGUUCCGCACGCUGCCCAAGGAUGCGCCAAUGCGCAAGGACAACCAGGCGCGCUCGAUGUCCGGCGGCUUCAACUCGCCCAACCCGAACAUGAACUUUGGCGGUGGUAUGAACAACAUGGGCGGCGGCGGCGGCGGUUAUCGCGGCGGACGCGGUGGAUACAACAACCGAGGUGGCAUGUCCGGCGGCAUGGGUGGUGGUAACUUUGGCGGCAACCGGAACUUCCAGAACCCCAUGGGUGGCUUCCAAGGGCCGAUGGUGGGCGGAGGCUUCCAGGGUAAUCCCAUGGGGAUGCAGAACUACGGUGGCUUCAAUAACCGCGGGGGGAUGAUGGGCGGUAUGCGCGGUGGCCCUGGCGGCAUGCGCGGUCGUGGUGGUGGCAUGGCAGGACCCAAUAUGAUGGGAAUGCCGGGGAUGAACCCGAUGGGAGGCAUGGGGAUGAAUGCGAUGCCGGGGGCGAUGAAUCCGAUGAUGGGAGGUAUGGCGGGUAAUAUGGGGAUGCAGGGACAAGGUGGAUUCCAGGGCCCCAACCCAGCCUUUAACCAGGGAUUCUUCCCUCCCAAUCAGGGCGUCGGCGAUGGAUCAUGGAACCCUCAUGGGGCCAAGCGCAGUCGCCAGGAGUGAUGCUGAUGACCCUUUACACCUCCGUUUUUCUUCUUCCCCUGUUAUCAUUUCUUUCAUUUCUCUGCUCUUCCUAUCUAUCAAUAUCUGGGUUUCAUUGCGCGGG
This is a messenger RNA of Aspergillus vadensis CBS 113365, 1718 nucleotides long. RefSeq names its product RNA-binding protein. The transcript has 3 exons. The record is from RefSeq and is a predicted model, not a curated record. Gene Ontology annotation, molecular function: mRNA binding. Gene Ontology annotation, cellular component: mRNA cleavage and polyadenylation specificity factor complex. Gene Ontology annotation, biological process: mRNA alternative polyadenylation. Bases 386 to 1615 code for a protein of 409 amino acids. Lineage: Eukaryota; Fungi; Ascomycota; Eurotiomycetes; Eurotiales; Aspergillaceae.